AUGGCCCCGACAUCUGCAGCUGCUCUAGCCGCGAUUCCCCUCCGCCCGACCUUGGGAGCAUGUUUGCUCGGGGUCUACCUCUCAUCGGUAUUUUACGGAUUAACCCUACUUCAAACCUAUCAGUACUUCUACAGAUAUUGGAGUCGUGAUAAGAUCUACAUCUAUGUCCUCGUCCUAGUUUUAACCACUUUGGAUACGCUAUGUACUGUUGCGAACAUGUACUCAAUGUGGUACUAUCUCAUCGACAAUUACGGCAACCGGGCCACAAUUUUGUGGGUGCAUUGGACCGUUACUGCGUCUUUGAUGAUGACGGUCGUGAUAGAAACACUUGUGAAGCACUUCUACGCUUACCGUCUCUGGAUAUUGAGCGGGAAGAAGAUGUGGCAUCUUGCGCUCGUCAUCGUUGUUUUCACCCUGGCCACUCUGGGUAUCGGCACGGCUUACAUUAUUCUGAUGUUCAAGAAUGGGUCCCUUCUCUACCUUCCGAAGAUUGGUUAUCUGUUGCGCAUAGGCUUCUCCUUCUCGCUGGCAGCGGAUAUUCUGAUCGCUGGGAGCAUUACGCACAUCCUUCUGAAAGGACGUGGUCGAGGAAUCAUGCAAACGGAUGGGAUCCUCAGGAAACUUGUAACCUACACCAUCAGUACUGGAGUCCUCACUAUUAUCUGCACAAUCAUGGUCUUGGUCCUCGGUCAAGUGUAUCGGAGUACCUUCUACGAUACAAUAUUCUACUUCCCGCUCAGCAAGUGCUACGUUAAUGCUAUGCUUGCAUUCUUGAACGUCCGAGACUCUCUUCGGGGCAAAAGAGAUACGAUAUCGGUCAAUCUCCGUAUGGCAGACUCCACGAAGUCGAAUCCAACACGGGACUAUGGCACCCCUGAAGACCAGUCGACUAAUACUUGCCCCGAAAGGAAAGGUAGGAAGCUGACCUUCAAUAAAACUCGAGAAGAGGCCACUAUCAUCUCGGUGACGACACACGCGACGACACACGCGAUCUAA
Molecule: messenger RNA, 996 nt
Organism: Cyclocybe aegerita
Lineage: Eukaryota; Fungi; Basidiomycota; Agaricomycetes; Agaricales; Hemipholiotaceae
Source: the annotation of a GenBank genome assembly